UUUAAUAUUACAUAUGUUUGUUUUGGUGUGAUGGUAAUCCAGGAACUAAAAAUCAAACGUCUUGUACAGGGAAUGCGAGGUCACGUAGCUGGUUGAAUGAGUCCGUCGGGUAUUCAGCUGAACAAGGCCGCUGUUGUCGCCAUACUGGUCGUGUGCGGAGGACUGGCCCUGUUUUACCGCUUCUACUGGCAUACAACAUCACCUUCAUUGGAUAAAAAAAUGGAACCAAAGGGCUGGUUCACCACGAUGAAGGCGGUCCCCGACCAAAUCAAAGAGGCAGCAAAGAAGGCCGUGGUGGAGAAGAAAAUAAUCGACUUGACAUUUGAUGGCCAGGAGAUGAAAAUCUGUACACGAGAACCUCUGCUAAAGGAGAAAUCACGUGGCGACGUUCUGCUGUUACACGGCCAGAUGUUUACGUCUGAGACCUGGGAAAAAAGCUGUCCUAGCCUACAGUUUCUGGGGGCCGCGGGGUAUCGGGCAGUGGCAGUAGAUCUUCCAAACUAUGGUGAGAGUUCCAAAAUUGAGCUGACCGAUGAGAAGAGGGGGCCAUUUAUUGGUGCUCUAAUCACAGCACUGAAGCUGACGAAGCCGGUUAUAAUAAGCCCGUCUAUGAGCGGAAGCUUUUCUCUGCCCUUCUUGUUUGACGAGCCUGACACAACCCCUCUCAGGGCCCGGGGAUUUGUACCAGUGGCACCGGUACAGACAGACAAAUAUACGUCACAACUAAGUAUAUCAAAGAUUCCUACGGCCAUAGUGACGGGGGACAAAGACAAAACAAUCGGACCCUCGGCACGGAGGAGACUGGCAGCCCUGGCCAACUCUUAUGAUUUUCUUUUGAAGGAUGCCAAGCAUCCCGCCUAUCUAGACGACCCCGAUAAGUGGCAUGCUAUUCUUUUCACAUUUCUGAACACAGUGUUCAAUUAAAUGGCGAUCACGUGAUCCGACCUUAAUGUUCAGCACUACAUUCACGUUGGGUGGCAUUAUGACAUCACGUGAUAUAAACCAAGCAUUGUGAUGGGACCAAAUCAUUGAACUAAAGUCAACGAAAACAAGUGAUCCUUAACAAAUCCUUAACAAUUAUCAUAGACAUAAAUUAUGUGAUAUAACACAAACAUUGUUACCAUUAGGUUAGUGAUCCAAAAUAGAUCUUGUGGUCAUUUGACCAAAUAAUCCAAAACAAUUUUGCGGUCAUGAGACCACGUGAUCUAAACCAAAUCUUACGGUCAUGAGAUCACGUGAUC
This is a messenger RNA of Pecten maximus, 1241 nucleotides long. RefSeq names its product protein ABHD14B-like. Lineage: Eukaryota; Metazoa; Mollusca; Bivalvia; Pectinida; Pectinidae. The record is from RefSeq and is a predicted model, not a curated record. Gene Ontology annotation, cellular component: cytoplasm. The transcript has 5 exons. Bases 97 to 924 code for a protein of 275 amino acids.